AAGCGUAUCUAAGUAUUACUUAUAUACAAUUAUUAUCAAGUUAGUAAUCACGGUACGAACUCAAAUAGUAUCAGUACGGAGACGAACCAACAUGGACGUCCCCGUGCUAGGUGUCAUUUUAAACUGGUUCCUUAUACUGUUAAGUAUUUGUAUAUUUUUAAUAUGUUGGUUCUUUUACUCGAGUUAUAACUAUUGGAAGAAUCGCGGCAUCCCUUACGAGAAACCGUUCCUUUUCUUCGGAAAUCUUAGUUUCGUGCUGAGAAAAAGUGUAUGGGAUUUUUGUUAUGAAUUGAAAUGUAAACAUCCGAGGGAUUAUGUCGGAAUAUUUUUGGCAUGGAAGCCGGCGCUCAUGUUGCAGACGCCGGAAUUCGCAAGAAGGAUUUUCGUCAAAGAUUUCGAAUAUUUUCAAGAUCGAUUUUUGUACACCGGUUUCUCUGAUCCUUUGGGUUCUUUGAAUUUGUUUACGGUCAAGAACCCAAUUUGGUCGACAAUGCGAAAUUCUCUAUCACCUAUGUUUACAGCGUCUAGACUUAAAAUGAUAACAGAACUAAUGAACAUGAAUUCUAAAGAACUAGUAGGAAAAAUACGAAGAGAUCACAUCGAGAACAAUAAAGCUGUUAACUUGAAGGAACUAUUCUCAAUGUAUACUUCAGACACGGUGGCGUAUAGUGUUUUCGGUAUCCGUGUGAGCGUGCUCAACGAUCAGGACUCGCCGCUGUGGUUCAUCACCAACCACAUGGUCAAGUGGACCUUCUGGAGAGGCUUCGAGUUCACUAUGAUAUUCUUUGUACCCGCGGUCGCCGCUUUACUGAGAUUGCAAUUCUUUUCGGACGCUGCAACUGAAUAUAUAAAGAAGAUGUUCUGGAACGUUGCCAGAGAACGAAAAAGUAGUGACUACGACAAUCAUAAGGACCUCGUUAAUCACUUGUUAAAGUUACGAGAUAACUUAAAACUUCCAGCAGAUUCAGGCUCUGACCUGGCUGAUGAUUUGAUGCUGGCGCAGGUGGCCGUGUUCAUCUUAGGCUCUAUUGAGACGUCUUCUACGGCACUGAGUUAUUGUCUGCAUGAACUUGCUCACCAUCCAGAGGAGCAGGAGAAACUUUACAAUGAAGUGUCUGAAGCAUUAAAAAAAUCUGGAAAAGAUAAUUUAAAUUAUGACGAGUUAAUGGAAUUGAAGUAUAUGUCCGCUUGUAUUAACGAAACACUCCGUAAAUUCCCUCCACUUGGUUAUUUGGAUAGGAUUUGCAAUCAAAGAUAUAAGCUAAAUGAUGAAGUGACCAUCGAGAAAGGAACCCCUGUGUUUAUAAAUGUGUUAGCCAUACAUUACGAUGAGAAGAUUUACCCCGAGCCCCACCAGUGGAGACCGGAGAGAAUGCAUAAUGCAUCAGAUAAUGAUAAUCUUAACUUUACUUUCUUACCUUUUGGUGAAGGACCUCGUUUCUGCAUAGGUAAACGCUACGGCUACAUGCAAAUUCGCGCAUCGCUCUCUCAGCUGGUGGCCGCAUACAAAUUCCUACCAGCUGACAUCCCGUACAAAGUGGAAACAGAUCCCUACAGUGUUAUUUUAUCACCCAAAGGCGGAUUGAGUGUUAAGUUUCAGGCCCGAUACUAAGAAUUGGGUUUAAAUUAUUAUAAUGUGAAA
Molecule: messenger RNA, 1642 nt
Organism: Papilio machaon (common yellow swallowtail)
Lineage: Eukaryota; Metazoa; Arthropoda; Insecta; Lepidoptera; Papilionidae
Gene: Cyp332a1
Product: cytochrome P450 6k1
Exons: 8
Coding region: 92-1612 (506 amino acids)
Molecular function (GO): oxidoreductase activity, acting on paired donors, with incorporation or reduction of molecular oxygen; heme binding; iron ion binding
Source: RefSeq, a predicted model, not a curated record